CUUAUCCUAGUGUAGAUUUAUAACACUGUGUGUGAACAAUUAUACAAUAGAUAUGCUGCAAUAACUUCAGUUAGUAGUGGGAGAGACAGCUGUGAAGAACGACUUGGUGUCCUGAGAAGACCUGACACAUUACAUUCCCUUCUGCCAAACUUACAGCAAUAUCUAAUGAACCAGUGAAGAUGGAAAGCAAUGGCCAUAUGGUUAAUGGUGUUGGUGAGGGUGUUGAAGAAAACGUAGACCUAGUUUUUGAGGAUGAAAAUAAAGAAACUAGGUGGUCAUCCCUAAAUAAGCUGCGAAAGGCUCGCCAACUUUGUGACCAAAUUCUGGUGAUUGGUGCACAUGAGAUUGCAGUUCAUAGGGCAGUGUUAGCCACAGCAAGUGGCUACCUUUUUGACUUGUUCCUGAAGCUUGAGGAGGAAGGCCCAACACCACAAAAUGGCAUGUGUACAUAUAAACUUAAGGACAUUGACUAUGAUAGCUUUAUUUAUUUACUGGACUACGCAUACACAUCCAGACUUGAAGUUCCUGGAGAGCAUGUGCGAUCUGUGUAUCGGGCAGCCAUCCAACUGAAAAUGCCAGAUGCGGCCCGUGCCUGCUCGAAAUUCUUGGCUGCUAAUAUGUCAUCUGCAAAUUGUAUAGGUAUUCGAAAAAUCGCUAAAGAGGCAGAGCUGAAACAGACAGCUGAUGAUUUUAUAAGAAACAAUAUCAAUGAGGUGACUGCCAAUAAACACUUCUACGGCUUACCUAGGGUGCCUGUCGUUAUCAUAGGUGCCGAUCCUGAGCUGGUAGAGUCAAGUGAUGACAGACACAUGUUUAAUUUGGUGCUAAGCUGGGCUAAGGAAAAUAUAGACCAGGAACAUCCCCAUCUGGAAUACCUCACAGAACAGACAAACAUACUGUACCUGAACUCUGACAACACACUGACAGACACAAAAGACAUCUCAGAUGACCGCAGAAAAGAUGAUUUGGUACGAGUUUACACACAGAAAACCAAAAACAGAAAGAAUAUAACCCCAAGUAAAGAGACAGGGAAAAAUAUUCAAGUUAGUCCAGGAGGUACCGUAGUUCGCAAGUUUAGCAUUCAUCCUGACGGACUUGUUACUGAAAAAGAAUGGAGUAUUAUAGCAACAUAUCAACUCAAGGACAAGACAUACCUGGCCAUUGCCAUGUUGAAUGGGACCUUGGCUACCAUAUCCAUUCACUACCAUACAGGGAAGUCCAACUCAGGAAGUGGAUCAGACGAGCCAGAUUCUCCCGAUUCUGUGACUCCAAAACUCCCAGUCAUGCCUGAUAGUCUGUUUGAACGUCAUGCCUCACUGACCCCUCUAGCCAACAUGGGCAGUGCAAGGUGUGGCUUUGGCAUUUGCGUGACUGGUGACAGGAUCAUUGCCUGUGGGGGCUAUGACACAGGAGAGUGUCUAAUGUCAGUGGAAACUUACGAUAUAAAGACAAACAAAUGGACGCCUUGUGCUGACAUGCCAGACCCUCGAGGACGCUUUUCUAUGGAACAGAUCGACAAUGUACUGUAUGCCAUUGGAGGGUCUAAUGGCCAUGGAUCCCAAACGAAGAUCCACUGCUUUGAUGUAGCUACUGAGAAGUGGAAAACGCUCUGUAAUACCAACAAUGCAAGGGUAUCACAAGGAGUAAUAGCAGUGAAGGACACUCUUUACUUGGUGGGUGGCUGUAUGGGUCAACAGAGUUUGGCUAACUGUUUGGUGUUUAAACCACACACACAAGAAUGGGCUUCAUUACCACCAAUGAAUACACCACGUUACCAGGCCGGGGUUUGUCAUCACCAGGGAGAAUUGUAUGCAGUUGGUGGCACAGAUGGCUGGAACUGUCUGAAUUCUGUAGAGAUUUUCAAUUUUGACACCAUGACCUGGAGAAAUGGGCCAAAACUUAAUGUUGCCCGACGUGGUGCUGGAUGUGUGUCAUUUGAUGGUAAAGUUUACAUUGUUGGAGGUAGUGAUGGGACCCAGUCCCUAAAGUCCACUGAAGUAUUUUGUCCUGAGAAGGAUGCGUGGAUGAUGGGUCCAGGACUGAGUGUACCCAGAGCCAAUGUUGCUGUUGUAAUUUAUACCAACCGUGUGUUCGCUGUCGGAGGAUUUUCUGGAAGAACUUUUCUAGAUACAAUGGAAUAUUUGGAUCCUGACAAUAACGAGUGGUGCAGCUAUCUCUCAGUGGAAGACUCUGGGCUGACUCAGAAACUUGGUGAACGCAUGUGUUCUAAGUCUACAGCUCAGGCUAGUGGCAGUCAGGACAAUGACCAUGUCAGCAACAACUCUAAAGGGGACUGACUUUGAGACCAAAUAUAUAUAUAUAUAUGUAUAUAUAUAUACAACAUUCCAAGUUGUGUGUAUAUGGCUACAGAAUUAACCAGUUUAUUGUGAAUAAGCAUUUCUCUGAAAUUUAUGAAUUUCUAGAUCAGUAUGAAUGUACAAUCCAAUCCGAUCUUCUUUUGAGGACUCAGUAUUAUCUAGAUAUUUUUUGCUGUAUUAUAAGUUAAGUUUUUGUUUUUAAAGGAAGUUUAUCCCAUGUCAGAAUAAGUUUUUACAGGAAGUUUUUUCCAUGCCAGAAUACUUUACAUUCUGGUAAUAUGUAGAUAAAUGUAUGGAUAAAUAUGCAUGUUGACAUGCCCCGCCAGUUAAUGGUAGGUUUGUAAUUAAACAUUGAUUGAUUGAUGGAGGUGGGAUCAUUCUUCUGAGCACAAAAUAUAAGUAUGGGUCAGUAUAUCACCUGUCAGAUAUUUUGCUAGAUGUGUUUUUUCUAGAUCUUCAUUCACAGGGUAUUGGAAUAUCACAUAAAUGUUAUGUUAACAUUGAUUUGGCAUAAUGUCAUUCAGUGUGUUAUUUGUUUGUCAGAUAUUUUAUGUCAAUACUAUCCACAUCCUUGUGAUAAGAAGUCGCAUUUGAAACAGUGUUUUUCAUAUCAGUGAUCAAUUAAAGAUAGCUAUUUUUCAUCAAGAUCAUACCAGUCUUUUCAAGUAAUUUCUUUUUGCUCUGUAUUUAUGUCACAGUUAUGUGUUGUUUUGCCGCUGUAAUCAGGUGUGUACUUUAUAUAAAGUAAUUAUGUUGACGAUCAGUUCUCCAAUGGAGUAGUGUGGUAUGUAAUAUUCAACUCUCAGAUUUUGAUAUUUGAUGAUGUAAAUUUGUUCACAUUUUAUUAUAAAGUUUACAGAUUGGUGGUGGGAAGUUUUUAAACAAUUCACAAAUUAGUGGAAUCAAAAUUGGUCAUAAAGACAAAUUAUCUGUAUAAUACAAAAUGCACCAAUAUUUUACAAAAUUUGAAAAAUUUUACCAUUUUCACAUAUGAAACUUCUGGAUCUAAACUCUAACUUCAGCCCAUUCUGUGCAAUUUAUUAAAACUACUUUAUAACCGAUCAAGAAGGGUGAUAAGGAUUUGCUACCUAAAUGUUAGGUCCCACUACCUAUGACUGUAAAAAGCUACUCCCAUUCCAAGUUACUAAUCAUCCCUUGUUUUACCUCUCGUUCCCUAACCAUACCCAACUCUUUAUAAUUGAUUUAGGUACUGUAUCCUUUUAUUAUUUGUUUGGCAUGUGUACCCGUCUUGACUUGAUUUCUACCAAUUUCUUCAUAGAGACUUAUAUUUUGUUGUAGAAAUUUUUUUUUCUCCAGAAAUUUUGCUUUUUUUUAACGUUGAUUAUUUGUACCAUAAUUGUUAUCCACACGUUAAAAAUGGUGGAAAAUAUCAUAUUUGGGAAAAAAUAUACAUUUCUAGGAUGAAAUUUUCACUGUUGAGAGGUGAGGGGAAGUACAUUUGAAUGUGAUGGAAAAUUCAGUAAUGUAAAUAAAAGUUACGUUUUGAUUUUGACUUGAAAAUGAAAUUAAAUAUUCAACAAAUUUUUUUAGUUCUUUUUUAAUAUCUUUUCCACCAUAUCAUACCUGUGGUGGUUGUGGUCAUUUGUUUUCUAUUGAAAACACCUAUUGUAAAUGUUUUUUGUGUUCAACAAAGUUUAUUAUAUAUUAUUUUCAUAUCUCUCUUAGCAAUAGCAAAUUUGAAUAAGUGUAAAACCAAAAUGGUUAUGAUGGUGAGAAACACACCUGAUUUAGAUGUUCAUUUAUGUAUAAUAAUAACCCAAAUUAUUUUGAAUGCCAAUCAACUGGUUACAAAUCAGUAUCAGAUUAAUUGAUGAAGUGACAAAUUAUAUAUUUAUAGUACAUAUAUGAUAAUUAAAUGGUGUUAUGUGCUGGUUUUUAACAUAUCCAGUGUUUUAAUCAGUAUAUGUGAACUAUAUAUCUAUGCUCUUUAAAUUUGGAUAGAUGUAGGAAGAUUCCGUAAUCAUAGAUAUUAUUUAUUUCAUAUUUGUGUGAAAUCUUGUCAAAGUUCACCAGAUGACUGUUGGAGAAGUGAUGAACGAGUGAAUUCAGCAACACAAGUUUGUCCCAGGUACUGAGGGCAUCUGUCUCCAUUCUAAAAUGAAAAGAUAUUUAUAAAAUACUGAAAAUUGUACAGAGCCAAAGUAAGAAUUUGCAUACCCCAUUAUACACAUGUUUGCAUUUUCUAGUGGAAAUUAACCUAUUAACGUUUCUGAUUUAUUCUUCCUGGGUGAUAGAUAUAUGGUGCUUUGUGAUAAUCUUGUUUUUAUAUUAUGAUAAGAAUUCUCUGUAAUAGUCCAAACUUUGUCAGUUAUAAACAAACCUCUUUUUAUAGGGUUUAUAAAGAAUAGACAAAGCAGGACAAACUGUUAUUAUAAAGGGCCAAAAUUGUUUUACAUAAAUUUCAAAUGCCUGCAUAUGGGAAUUUGAUACUUUUACAUUUUAGGAAAAAAUAGGUCUGAGAUCGGAACAGUUUUUGGUACAUGCUAUAUAAAAAUGAAAAAAAUGGUAAAGCAUUGACAUCUUUAUAUAGGAAAUCUUUCAGUUCUAACAGUUAAAGUUUGGAGGAUGUAAAUAACGUAACUUACAAGUUUAGAUGAUACGUUUUCUAAUAAGGGGAUAAAAAAACUAAUUAAUUGAUAUUAUAGUGAUUUACAGUGGUAUAGAAGUAUAUUCUGCAAUCUCAAGAUGAAAUUGUUCAUUUUGGUAUGAGUAAAGUUCAAUGUGUUUUGCCCAAUGUCUUUUCCUAACAUUUGGGUAUUGUGAAAUUCUUAAUAUGUUAAGAGUUUAAGACUUUUAGAGACUCUGAAGUUGUUAUAAAUUGACAAUAAGGCAUUGGUGAGAAGAAUGUUUCCUGUAUAUCAAUAACUUAUUCCUAAUAUAUUUUGAGUUGAUAAAUAAACAGUGGUCAGACAGCCAGAAUCUUUUUUGGUUUACAGAUUGCGGUCAAGUGUUAACCUUAAAGCACCCGCUCAUGUAACAUGCAUUUUUGAAGCAUUAUUAAAUCCAAUAAGAUAU
Ylistrum balloti is the source of this 5354-nucleotide messenger RNA. RefSeq names its product influenza virus NS1A-binding protein homolog A-like. The coding region runs from base 180 to 2297 and encodes 705 amino acids. Gene Ontology annotation, molecular function: protein binding. Lineage: Eukaryota; Metazoa; Mollusca; Bivalvia; Pectinida; Pectinidae. The transcript has 12 exons. The record is from RefSeq and is a predicted model, not a curated record.